AUGAGCUUUGAUUUUGGCACGAUCAACGACAUUCCACCACACCGCCAGAAUGGCGGCGACAGUGGAUCGGCGGGAAAUGCUCGACACUGGCGACUGAAAAACAAGCGAGGCUCCAGUCUGGACAAUGAGCUGUCGGUGUCUCGCUCCAUCGAAGAAGUGGAGGGAGAAAACAAUGGCGGUCUGAACAACUACGGCACUCAGUACGGCACUCCGAUCGACUAUCGCACGCAGAGUUCACUCUCAGAGAAUGAUGGUGUGGGCAGCCUGGGUGGCCUGGUGGGCACUCUCGGCACCUCGGCCACACUGCCUGCUGGCAUGGGAAACGCCAUUGCUGCGGCCAGUGCCUCUGCCAAUGUCGUCAAUAACUUUCGCUUCUCUACCGACGAAAUAAGCCAGUUCAGACAGGAGGCUACCUUAGACGGAAACACCGAGCAAACUGGUGGAGGCACUGGCGGGCGAAGUACACGAGCCACCACUCCCGGCGAUGAGCAGAUCUUCCAGGAGCCGGUUGAGUCCUUGCAAAUUCGAAUCGGCCGACUGCUCAGUUGUGAGGAGAUGUGUGACAUGCACUUUCUCGUCGGCGGUGGAAUGCUGGUUAGUAGUCUGCGNGAGCAGAUUUUCCAGGAGCCGGUUGAGUCCUUGCAAAUUCGAAUUGGCCGACUGCUCAGUUGUGAGGAGAUGUGUGACAUGCACUUUCUCGUCGGCGGUGGAAUGCUGGUAAACAAUGGAAGUGUAAACAAUAGCCACACACCGAGCUCAAACGGUCAAACUCCAACCACUCCACAGCAACGCAAACUGCGCAUUCCUGCUCACCGACUGAUCAUUGCUAGCGCUAGUCCCGUCUUCAAGCAGCUUCUCUUUGACUCGGCCACCAAUCAGCUGAUCGUGUGCGAUGAAGACAUUGAGAUAACAGACAUUGAGCCAGCUGCAUUUCUAGAAUUUCUGCGAUACGCCUACACUGACAGUGCCAGACUGACCAAAGACAAUGCCGUCGGCGUGAUGGUGGCCGCCCGACGCUAUGAGAUCACCAACCUCGAACGCCAGGCUAUUGAAUACAUUCACAAGUGUUUAGCAAAAAAGUCCUGCAUGGCGCAUUAA
This is a messenger RNA of Rhagoletis zephyria (snowberry fruit fly), 1098 nucleotides long. RefSeq lists its product as uncharacterized. The record is from RefSeq and is a predicted model, not a curated record. Gene Ontology annotation, molecular function: protein binding. Lineage: Eukaryota; Metazoa; Arthropoda; Insecta; Diptera; Tephritidae.